AUGAUAGAAUUGUUGUUCUUAUUCUUUCUCUUUUAUUGUUACAGUGAAAAGAUUGACCUUAAAAAAAAUAAGCUUGAUGUAGUCAAAGAUAAAUUAAAUAAUGUUGUUGAUAGUACGACUGCCUACUUGUUAUUAAAUAAUGACAAAAUGAUUGGUUCGUAUGGAAGAAAAAAAGUAAUUAAUGGAAAAGUUAUUCAUCUAACAACAGAAGAAGAAAUUCAAGGAUGGAAAAAUUCAAACGACCAUAACGGCAUUUUAGUUGUCCCAGACCAUUUCCUUGAUAAUGUUCACUUAAAUUUAUUUGAACAAUUAAAAAUUCAAGGAGUAGUAUUUUAUGAUUCUAAUUCCACUCAUUACGUUUCACAAGACUAUAGAUCUUCCUUUAAUCCAAAUGCAUCAGAAAUUGCGUGGAAGAAAUACAGUUAUCCUAUAAUGUUUACUCAAACAAGUGUCGUAUAUUUUACUCAAAAUAAUGGGUAUUUACAAAUUGAAGAUGAAAUGUUUGCGGAUGGUGAUUCAGAAGUAUGUUUGAGAAGAGGAAUGUGCCAGCCAAUUGGUGGUCAAUCAUUAGUUGGUCGACUUAUAGAAAAUCAUCUCUCUGAAUCAAUACUAUUAUCUGCACAACUUGAUGGUGUUAGUAUUUUUAGGGAUGCAACACCAGCCCAUGAACAAAUUGUUUCAGGAGAAGUUACACUUCUUUCAGUAUUAGAGACAUUGAGACCAUUAAUGAAAGGAGCAAAGAAAGGAAUAGACUUUGGAUUUUUUGAAGGAGAGACAUUUGGUAAUAUGGGAUCAAAAAGAUUUGCUUCAAGUAAUGAUAGUUAUUCUCAUAUUAUUCAUUUUGGUCCACUUGGUAUGACUGAAGGAAGGUUAUUUGUUUAUAGUAAAGAUCAAGUACCUCAAGACAUUCACAAGAGAAUAAUCAAUAAAACAAAUGAAUAUCCUCAUUGUGCUUUAAACUCGUUUAAAAAUGGUAUUAAAAUGUAUGUUAGUGAUCAUGAAGAGUUAUAUAAAGGAAAUAUUGGUACGCAUCAAGACUACCUUCCAUAUAUCACUGAGUUAUGUGAUAAUAUUGAAAGUAUUACUCAAGUAAUUCUUCAAAUUAUUUUUAAUAGAAGUGAUAUCGAAACUCUUCAGACAGAAUUAGGGAUUCAAUAUGACUGUGAAAAGUAUCAUCGUUUAUAUCAUUGUUUAGCUUAUGACUUAAGUUGUGAUUAUUUUAAUGAAACUAUUGGCAUCAUUCAAGGAGGUUCUAAUUCAUAUUCUUCAAUAUAUAGAGAAACAAGAAUAACACCAAGAAGUAAAGCAAUUCAUGAUUAUUUAAACAGAAUUGUUACAAUGGGAAUAUGUAAAGAAAACUGUGAUACUUCAGUUAAAAAUGGAACAGUUACUUAUUUAGGUAGUUACGGAUCAGACAUUGAUAUAUCAAAAAAUAAGGUUAUUGGGUCUUCUGGAGAUGCUUGGACUGAAUCUAAUUGGAAUCAAAUCAAAUUAUCAUUUUACCAACCAAGAACUUUUAGUGAUAUUAUUUUAAUAACACUAGGAGUUGGAUUAACUUUAAUGACUAUUAUUGCAUUCUUUACUGUGAUAUUUAAAUUAAACCUUCUUUAA
Molecule: messenger RNA, 1611 nt
Organism: Entamoeba dispar SAW760
Lineage: Eukaryota; Evosea; Mastigamoebida; Endamoebidae
Exons: 1
Coding region: 1-1611 (536 amino acids)
Biological process (GO): protein processing
Cellular component (GO): membrane
Source: RefSeq, a predicted model, not a curated record